Messenger RNA from Chanos chanos (milkfish), 783 nucleotides. RefSeq names its product THAP domain containing 11 (gene thap11). Gene Ontology annotation, cellular component: nucleoplasm. Gene Ontology annotation, molecular function: RNA polymerase II cis-regulatory region sequence-specific DNA binding. Gene Ontology annotation, biological process: regulation of transcription by RNA polymerase II. The transcript has a single exon. NCBI's taxonomy places the organism in Eukaryota, Metazoa, Chordata, Actinopteri, Gonorynchiformes, Chanidae. The record is from RefSeq and is a predicted model, not a curated record. Bases 13 to 783 code for a protein of 256 amino acids.
UUCGAAAUAAUCAUGCCUGGAUUCACUUGCUGCGUUCCGGGGUGCUAUAAUAACUCUCACCGGGAUCGCGAACUGCGAUUCUACACGUUCCCGAAGGAUCCCACGCAGCGGGAGAUCUGGCUCAAGAACAUCUCGCGGGCCGGGGUGAGCGGCUGCUUUAGCACUUUUCAGCCCACCACCGGACACCGGGUGUGCAGUGUGCACUUUCCUGGAGGUAGGAAGACCUACACCAUUCGGGUUCCGACCCUAUUCCCACUACGAGGGGUGAAUGAGAGAAGGAGUCGGCGGGGCAGGAGCAGGAAGGUGUCCGCUGCGCUGCCCAUUAUUACCAGUGUGGUGACUACAAGUGGGGAGUCCGCUCCAAUAGGAACGGGAGACACAGACACUGACACAGCCACCGUAGUGCAAAUUGGUCAGAAUGGGCAGUAUAUUACGCCAAUUGACCUUACAGCUCAAGGGGAUGGAUCCUGCCUCACAGUGGUAUCCAACGCCAUGGAGUUGGCGGGCGGUAACGCGACCACGGUUCCCUCUCAGUCCGGGCCGUGUGUCGCGCUGUGCGGUACUGUGGAUCAUUCUUACUCGCUGACCACUGGUACAACUUCUGCUGAGCUGCUAAAGAAACUGAAUGAGCAACGCGACAUCAUCGCACUCAUGGAAGUCAAGAUGAAGGAGAUGAAGAACACAAUUCGUCAGCUUCGCAUCACCGAGGCACGCCUUCAAGAGGAGCUGCGCGAGAGGGAUCGAAUGCUGUCCGCAUCCGCCGUAGUAAGAAAGAAAAUCUGA